This is a messenger RNA of Nelumbo nucifera (sacred lotus), 1370 nucleotides long. RefSeq names its product 14-3-3-like protein. NCBI's taxonomy places the organism in Eukaryota, Viridiplantae, Streptophyta, Magnoliopsida, Proteales, Nelumbonaceae. The record is from RefSeq and is a predicted model, not a curated record.
CCCCUCCCCUUUGCGUUGUUUUUCUUCUGUUUGUCUUCUUUUACAGAGGAGAGAGAGAGGAGAAAGAGCGGGGAAUAGAAAGCCUGUUCAUUUUAUUUCUUUUCUUCUUCAAAUUCUCAAGAGGUUUCAGGUAGCUCGCGCUCUCUCAAGCCUGUUAAUCUCCUUUUGUUCGUCAAUUUCCGAUCUAAUUAGGAACCAGGAAUUAAUUUAACAUAACAGAGAUGUCUCCAGCAGAAUCAUCUCGGGAGGAAAAUGUCUACAUGGCCAAAUUGGCCGAGCAGGCAGAACGAUAUGAGGAAAUGGUGGAGUUCAUGGAGAAUGUUGCCAAGACAGUGGAUGUUGAAGAGUUGACUGUUGAGGAACGGAACCUUCUCUCUGUGGCUUACAAGAAUGUCAUUGGAGCCAGGAGGGCUUCUUGGCGGAUUAUCUCCUCCAUUGAGCAGAAGGAAGAGAGUAGGGGAAAUGAAGAUCAUGUGGCAGCUAUCAAAGAAUACAGGGGGAAGAUUGAAUCUGAGCUCAGCAAGAUCUGCGAUGGCAUCCUACAUCUUCUUGAGUCACACCUCAUCCCUUCAUCAUCAGCAGCAGAAUCGAAGGUGUUCUACCUUAAGAUGAAAGGUGAUUACCACAGGUACUUGGCUGAAUUUAAGACUGGCGCUGAGAGGAAGGAAGCUGCUGAGAGCACAUUGUUGGCUUACAAGUCUGCUCAGGACAUUGCUCUCGCCGAAUUGGCUCCCACUCACCCAAUAAGGCUUGGGCUUGCACUCAACUUUUCGGUGUUCUAUUAUGAAAUCCUGAACUCACCAGAUCGUGCUUGCAGUCUUGCAAAGCAGGCUUUUGAUGAGGCCAUUUCUGAGCUUGACACUUUGGGUGAGGAAUCGUACAAGGAUAGCACAUUGAUCAUGCAACUCCUCCGAGACAACCUGACACUGUGGACCUCUGAUAUUACGGAGGAGGGUGGGGAUGAGAUCAAAGAAGCCCCUAAACGGGAAUCAGGCGAGGGGCAACAGUGAUGAAUUAAUCUUGACCAAAGGCAAAUGGUGGACAAACUGGGUUUGCUAUGUGGAUGGGGCGUUGAAUUUGCAGCUUGUCUUUGUUACAGAUGUGGUUCAGAUUGUUGUAGCAAAAAAAGUUCUUCACGAACGUAAAAGAAUCUUAGAACCCAGUGGUAUUUGGGCUUUUGGGACAUCUAAAUGAUUAUAUUUAUAGGUUCUGCUUUAGUUAUUGAACUAAAGAAUUUGGAUUCGGCUUUCAAUGUUUGUUCUGUCAAGUGACAUAAUGUUGGUGCUAAAUUUGAAGAGGUAGUUUCAUUCAUGUAAUCAUGUUCUAUUGACUAUUAUGGUGGUAUGAAUAACCUUGGUUGCAUUAGGUAA